Phycomyces blakesleeanus NRRL 1555(-) is the source of this 411-nucleotide messenger RNA. RefSeq lists its product as hypothetical. The coding region runs from base 1 to 411 and encodes 136 amino acids. Lineage: Eukaryota; Fungi; Mucoromycota; Mucoromycetes; Mucorales; Phycomycetaceae. The record is from RefSeq and is a predicted model, not a curated record. The transcript is spliced from 3 exons.
AUGGUCCUUUAUAAUAAUAACAAAAAUAUUGUUGAGUUAAAAGAUCAAGGAGGCCUAAACCUCUUUUUGAAUUUCAGCUUGAGAAGGUCCAACCAUCAUAAACCUUACGAAAUUGAAUUUUUCGACUGUAGGUUUGAGUAUUACAGCCCUCAGACUAGCUUUGACCAAAAGAUGGAUAUCAAGGUGGUAUUUGCGUCGUUUGUCAUUUGUCAUUUCGGUCAUGUCUACAAAAGGACUUUAGCAUUGCUGAAAACUGUAUUAUCCAGUCUGGGAGUUAUCUUGAGCAAGGAAGAUAGAAAGAUCGGGAGAGGUUUAACCAACUGGUCAGGCUUGAAUUCUGGUUCUCGAUUUUAUCGAGUAUGGAUUGUUAUGUAUGGGCUGGUAGUCUCUCGAGACCAGGAUGGUUGGUGA